AUACUUUGUACUUCUGAAAAGUCACAUGGACAUUCAUAUAAAAAAGUAAACAAAACUCUAAAAUGAGAAAAUAAUAACUGAAGGCUUAGAGACUUUUAUGUGAGGAACAACAGUUGAAACUUGCUUUUAUUUCACUCUUAAAAUGUAACUACACACAUCAUCAAGACUGUAUAACAGUGAUCAUCACAAAAAGGUUCUCUGAAAAUUGCUAAGGAAUAGAUACUUUCAUGACAUAAUAAGAAAAUGACAACCCAUAAAAUCAGGUUACAAAAUUAAAACUUACAGAGCUACAGACAAGACUCAAUUACAGAAUGCCUGCUGAAAAAAAAUUCUGAAGGAAACACAGCCUUCUACCAAGUUUUGGUCAUUCUAAGAGCAGUAUUUUCACUUUGGUUAGGUAAAGGAAAAGUCUGACUGUCUGCAGGGAACAGCCUAUGAGUCGCCUGGCAGCGGAAGGAAAUCCCUCUCUGAGACACGUACAUCCAUAUGCUAUGGCAAAUGGAAAAAGAGGUAGGCAGGAGUUCCUUCCCUGCUGUACCUGCCUCUGAUGGUCAUCAGAAGGCAAAUACCAGGCACCGAGCUCAUCUGGUCUGGCUGUUUUAAUCCUUUUGUACCAUUGCAAUAGGAUCUUUUAAUUGAUACCAGUCAAAUGUACCAUUAGUGGUAUGCUUUCUCCUAUGCCUAACUCCACAGACUUAGUAAGGGAGAGCUAACAUUACAGCAGAUACUGUUCUGGCAAUAUCCCCUCUGCUGUGCUCAGGGACCUGAUUGCUUCAGUUGAAAACUGCUCUCUCACACUUGUGUUCCAGCUCUAAUAUCUCUCAACUGGGCAAAAUUACUGCAGCUCCCUUUCUGUUACUGGCAGAACGAGAUUUUAAAUAAAAAACAGUAGUACCCUGCUUCUUUCCUGAGGCUCUCUAUCCAAGCUGAAUGUGAAUUCAAGCUGAAAAUUAAUUAGAAGUAUCUGGGUUUUUUUUUAAAGGGAGAAUCCAAAUGAGGACACCCAAGUUCAGUCACUGUAUUGUCUAUCACCUCUCUUACGCCCCAUGUUCUGUUCUCCUCACUCUGCACCCGCCUGUUAGCACUUCCCAAAGGAGAAUCAGGUCUUACUCUGGUCUUCGUUAUGUGAGAAAACAGAACUGAUUUCAUAUUAAAAAAAAAAAAAAGUCAGUUUGGCCAAAAUCAGUUCGAGACAUUCCAGAAGUUCAAUGUCAGCAUGCCUUGCCCAGUUUGACUCAGUCUGCAUUCUACAAGAUUGAUCUAAACAAGCACACUUGCCCUGGGUGAAGAGUCCCUCUGAAAGGUUAAAAUUCCUGCAACACUGACCAGGUAGGCAGAAAAAGAUAAGGCACCAGAUAACAGGGAACUUCAUGGCAUUUCCUGCAGCCACCCUCCUGCUGGAGCUGUGGGAGCUGGUUUUGGUCCACUUAAAGUGUAUGAACAUGAUGUAUUUAAUCUACCCAUAUGUAGUUCACAGGGGAAGAGGCAACUUACAACUUGUACAUACCCUGCACCUAAACAGGAGUGUUUAGUUUCACAUAUAUAUAUAUAUAUAUAUAUAUACAAUAAAAAUAGCCGAAAUACAGAGAUAAAUAUACAUCAUACAAAAUUCAUAAAGAAUUAAACCAUAUAUUUUAAAUAAACAUAAAAUAUCAAAAAAUAAAUUUUAAAAUAUUGAAAUACCAGAAAGUAUAUGGCAUAUAUAGUGUACGCAUGUAAAAUAGGUAGGUGAUUUCCAAGCCUUUCUGUGCGGCUGGAGCUGGCAGGCUCAGAGACAGCUGGACCACGGGGGCUCCAGCUCUGGCCCCGGCCGAGACCCCGCGGGGUCAGGUGAGCCUGCGGUGUGUGCAGGGGGCAGCCCAGCCGUCAAGGAAUUACGGAGCAGGAUUACUUCAUGUUCCCACCGGCCCCGUUUCACAAUCCCGCUCUCCAACAGUGUCAAACCGGCACGCUCCUUCAAGCACACACCCCCCCCCUCCGUGUUCUCAUGCCGGAUUUUCCCAGGCCAUGAAUAAUCUCGAAGCCCCCUCGAUAAAUACACGUUCAGGGAUGCCCGGAGCUCAUUCAACCCGCCAGCCUCGCCGACGAGAAGGGGCCGGGGCCGGAGCCGAGAAGCCGCACGAUGAAGUUCGCCCCGAGCUGUGGCUGCGCCCGUGCCCGCUCCGGCCGCCGCCAGCCCGCGCUGCCGAUCCUGCUGCUGCCGCUGCUGCUGCUGCUGCUGCCGCGGGCCGGAGCCGUCCCGCUGCCCGGGGCCGCAGACUCGUCGGGGGAGGCCGAGCCGGAGGAGGCGGCGGCGCGGCGGGCGGCGCUGCCCCACAGCCUGCGGCUGGCGCAGCUGCUGCGCGACCGGGCGGCUCAGCUGCAGCGAGAGAUGUGCGAGAAGUUCACCGUCUGCGAGAACAGCGUGGAAAUGCUCCUCCAGAACAACCUCAACCUCCCCAGAGUGACGGAGGAAGACGGGUGUCUGCAUGCCGGCUUCGAUGAGGAUAAAUGCUUGAAAAAAAUCUCCAGCGGGCUUUAUACAUUUCAGACAUACCUCAAAUACGUGCAAGAAACUUUUAUUAGUGAAAACCAAAACCUUGAAUCACUAUGCUAUAGUACAGAGCACCUGGCACAUACCAUAAGACAAAUGGUGAUCAAUCCCGAAGAAGUGAUCAUCCCAGAUGCAGCUACCCAGGAAUCCCUCCGCACAAAGCUGAAGUCCAGUAAGACCUGGAUAGAGAAAAUCACCACCCACCUCAUCCUCCGAGACUUUACUUCAUUUAUGGAGAAAACAGUGAGGGCUGUGCGCUAUUUGAAAAAUACCAGGAGUUUCAGUGCCUAAAUGUUUUAGUUCAGGCACAAUCCUUUGUUACACAUCUGUCAUGUGGCAGACAAGAGUGUUGUUCUGUUUUAAGAACCAGAAAUAGUAACAAUGGUUUGCAUUUAUAUACAUUCUUAUUUCCUUCUAGGAAGUUAUUUAUUGUAUUUAAAAUAUUUAUUAAUUUCUAAUGUGUCUUAUUUAUAUUUUCAAUAUUUAGAAAUAAUUUAAGCAAUUUUCUAAUGGUACUAUUCAGAAUAGCAACUUAUUUAAUAUGUACUCAACAAAAAAAUAUUUUCAGAACCCAGAAAAAUUGCUGUAUACCUUAUGUUUUUAAACUAUUUGAA
Molecule: messenger RNA, 3147 nt
Organism: Pseudopipra pipra
Lineage: Eukaryota; Metazoa; Chordata; Aves; Passeriformes; Pipridae
Gene: IL6
Product: interleukin 6
Exons: 4
Coding region: 2123-2824 (233 amino acids)
Biological process (GO): immune response; T-helper 17 cell lineage commitment; positive regulation of receptor signaling pathway via JAK-STAT
Cellular component (GO): extracellular region; interleukin-6 receptor complex
Molecular function (GO): cytokine activity; interleukin-6 receptor binding
Source: RefSeq, a predicted model, not a curated record